AUGACCGACCUGGACGAUACAUUCGAACUCUAUGACCUUCGAAUCGAGGUCAUCUGUCCCCCAGGCGAACCCAUUCUUUGUGGUGCGAAGGAGGGCGAUUACCUUACGCUUGAAGGCGAGCUUCUCCGCUUGCCUCCUGGUGCCCUGUUGCCAUUACUGGCGGCUAAGCAGCGCAUCACGCAUCCAAAUGACUGGAUGUCAACUGAUGCUGUGUUAAAAUUUGUCAGAACCGGGGUCAGAAAAUUCCGUCACGCCGAUACAACUGUGGUACCCCUUGAGAAGUCGAUUUACUAA
Molecule: messenger RNA, 294 nt
Organism: Guyanagaster necrorhizus
Lineage: Eukaryota; Fungi; Basidiomycota; Agaricomycetes; Agaricales; Physalacriaceae
Exons: 3
Coding region: 1-294 (97 amino acids)
Source: RefSeq, a predicted model, not a curated record